Molecule: messenger RNA, 4847 nt
Organism: Protobothrops mucrosquamatus (brown spotted pit viper)
Lineage: Eukaryota; Metazoa; Chordata; Lepidosauria; Squamata; Viperidae
Gene: EPRS1
Product: glutamyl-prolyl-tRNA synthetase
Exons: 32
Coding region: 61-4632 (1523 amino acids)
Biological process (GO): glutamyl-tRNA aminoacylation; translation; prolyl-tRNA aminoacylation
Cellular component (GO): cytoplasm; aminoacyl-tRNA synthetase multienzyme complex
Molecular function (GO): proline-tRNA ligase activity; ATP binding; glutamate-tRNA ligase activity
Source: RefSeq, a predicted model, not a curated record
CCUCUCGGCCUCGCAGCCGCGUCGCAUUCCUUCCCGGUUCUUUCUCCUGCCGCUGCUGAAAUGGCGCUGAGCCUGACGGUCAACCCCGGCGAUCUGCCUCUCGGAGCAUUGCUGACUGUAGAACAUGUAAAGGAUCAUGUUAAAAUUUCAGUUGAAAUAGGCAAAGAAACCAGUCUACGGAUAUCUGACCAAGUUACAUUCACUGAUGUGAAUUCUAUAGCUCGUUAUCUGGCUAGAAUUGCCACAUCUGCUGGAUUAUAUGGAUCUAAUUUGCUGGAGCACACUGAGAUUGACCAUUGGAUUGAAUUCAGCACCACAAAACUGUCCACUCCCACUGAGUUUGCUUUAGCCAUCCAAGAGCUCAAUAACUCCCUUUCUCUGAGAACCUAUUUAGUAGGCAACUGUUUGAGCCUUGCAGAUUUCAGUGUUUGGGCAGCAUUGAAAGGCAACAAUAUAUGGCAGGAGCAGUUACCUCAAAAUAAUGGUCCUGUUCAUGUAAAACGCUGGUACAAGUUUCUUGAAGCACAAAAUAGUUUUCAAUCUGUAGAUUCCAAAUGGACUGUGGGAGACUCUGUUCGAAAAAUAAAAAUGACAACAGAAAAGAAACAAGAUCUUGGAAAAUUUGUUGAUCUCCCAGGUGCAGAGAUGGGAAAAGUCAUUGUUAGAUUUCCUCCUGAAGCAAGUGGCUACUUGCAUAUUGGUCAUGCAAAAGCUGCUCUGCUGAAUCAGCACUACCAGGUCACCUUCAAGGGUAAAUUGAUCAUGAGAUUUGAUGAUACAAAUCCAGAGAAAGAAAAAGAAGACUUUGAAAAGGUGAUCUUGGAAGAUAUUGCAAUGCUUCAAAUUAAGCCCAACCAAUUUACAUACACUUCUGAUCAUUUUGAAAAAAUAAUGAAAUACGCUGAGAAACUCAUUCAUGAAGGAAAGGCUUAUGUGGAUGAUACACCAGCAGAACAGAUGAAAAUGGAGAGAGAACAGAGAAUAGAAUCUAAACACAGGAAUAAUUCUGUUGAGAAGAAUUUUCAGAUGUGGGAGGAAAUGAAAAAAGGAACAGAAUUUGGGCAGACCUGCUGUCUACGAGCAAAAAUUGAUAUGAAUAGUAAUAAUGGAUGCAUGAGAGACCCAACUCUUUAUCGUUGUAAAAAUCAGCCACACCCACGUACUGGAAAUAAGUACAAUAUUUACCCCACAUACGACUUUGCCUGCCCCAUAGUGGACAGUGUAGAAGGUGUUACUCAUGCAUUAAGAACAACAGAAUACCAUGACAGAGAUGAGCAAUUCUACUGGAUCAUUGAAGCCUUGGGAAUAAGAAAGCCCUACAUCUGGGAGUACAGCCGUUUAAACCUCAACAAUACUUUGCUUUCUAAAAGAAAGCUCACUUGGUUUGUCAAUGAAGGACUGGUAGAUGGCUGGGAUGACCCAAGAUUUCCAACUGUGCGUGGUGUCCUUAGAAGAGGUAUGACAGUAGAAGGAUUGAAACAGUUUAUAGCUGCACAGGGAUCUUCAAGAUCAGUUGUAAAUAUGGAAUGGGAUAAAAUUUGGUCAUUUAACAAAAAGGUCAUAGACCCAGUGGCACCUCGGUUCACUGCAUUGCUAAAGGAUGAAAUAGUCACCGUAAAUAUUCCUGAAGCUCAAGAAGAGAUGAAAGAAGUGGCUAAACAUCCCAAGAAUGCUGAAGUUGGCUUGAAGCCUAUCUGGUAUAGUCCCAAAGUACUGAUUGAUGGAGCAGAUGCAGAGACAUUGACAGAAGGAGAAACGGUUACAUUCAUUAACUGGGGCAACAUAAUCAUCACCAAAAUACACAAGAACCUCACUGGGAAAAUCACAUCUAUGGAUGCUAAAUUAAAUUUGGAGAAUAAGGAUUACAAAAAAACUACUAAAAUCACCUGGCUAGCAGAAGCCUCUUCUGCUUCUCUCACUCCAACAAUCUGUAUGAACUAUGAACACUUGAUUACCAAGCCUGUCUUAGGCAAGGAGGAAGACUUCAAACAGUACAUUAACAGAAAUAGCAAACAAGAAGAACUGAUGUUAGGUGAUCCUUGCCUAAAAGAUUUGAAAAAAGGAGACAUCAUACAGCUUCAGAGAAGAGGUUUUUAUAUUUGUGAUCAACCAUAUGAGCCUAUUAGUCCAUAUAGCUGUAAAGAAGCUCCAUGCAUUUUGAUUUAUAUUCCUGAUGGGCAUACAAAAGAAAUGCCAACAUCUGGCUCAAAGGAGAAAACCAAGUCAGAAACAGCAAAGAAAGAGGUUGCUACUACAAUGAAAGGUCAUUCUGCUUCACUUGGGGCUGAUGUUUCUCCUACUUCAGUUUCCCCUUCAGCCCAGGAUCCCUUAGCUCUUUACAGGAGGGUGACUGCUCAGGGUGAUGUAGUCCGUGAUUUGAAACAAAAGAAAGCAGCAAAGGAGGACAUUGAUGCUGCUGUGAAACAACUCUUGGUUCUGAAAGCAGAAUACAAGGAGAAGAUUGGUCAAGACUACAAGCCGGGAAACCCUCCAAUUGCAGCAGAUCCCAUCCAAUCUUCCAAAUGUGAGGUGGUCGCCAUUACCAAUGUGGACGGCAAAAUUCUUUAUGAUAAUGUAGCUGAGCAAGGAGAAGUGGUCCGAAAACUUAAAGCAGAAAAAGCUGCCAAGGAUAAAGUGGAUGAAGCUGUCAAACUCCUCCUUUCCUUAAAGGCAGAAUAUAAAGAAAAGACUGGCCAGGACUAUAAACCAGGACAGCCACCUUCAUCUCAGACAUCUGACUUAAACCACCCCAAAAGCACAGAAACCAGUAGUCCUGGCUCUCCAGAAGCACAAGUUCUUUUUAACCAGGUUGCUCUCCAAGGAGAAGAGGUUCGAAAAUUAAAAUUGGAGAAGGCAGAAAAGGAUAAAGUUGAUACUGCAGUACAAAAACUACUUCAGUUAAAAGCUCAGUACAAGUUGUUAACAGGAGUAGACUACAAGCCAAUUUCUACAACUGGUGCAGAAGAUAAAGACAAGAAGAAGAAGGAGAAGGAGAACAAAUCUGAAAAGCAAAAUAAGCAACAAAAACAGAAUGAGGGACAGAAGAAAGGAAUGCAGAAAGACCAAGGAAGUAAUUACAAUCUGUCUUCUGAUGGACCAGGAGAUGGUCAGGGACCUAAGAAACAAACAAGAUUGGGUCUAGAAGCUAAGAAGGAAGAAAAUUUAGCUGAAUGGUAUUCUCAGGUUAUUACAAAAUCAGAGAUGAUUGAAUACUAUGACGUGAGUGGCUGCUACGUUCUCCGUCCAUGGGCUUUUUCAGUAUGGGAAGCUAUCAAGGACUUUUUUGAUAGUGAAAUAAAGAAACUUGGAGUGGAAAACUGCUACUUUCCCAUGUUUGUAUCUCAAGCUGCAUUGGAAAAAGAGAAGAAACACAUUGCUGAUUUUGCCCCAGAGGUUGCCUGGGUUACAAAGUCUGGCAAAACAGAGCUGGCAGAACCAAUUGCUAUACGUCCUACUAGUGAAACAGUUAUGUAUCCUUCAUAUGCAAAAUGGAUUCAGUCCCACAGAGAUCUUCCCAUCAAGCUCAAUCAGUGGUGCAAUGUUGUACGCUGGGAGUUCAAGCAUCCACAGCCCUUUUUGCGUACUCGUGAAUUCCUGUGGCAAGAAGGACACACGGCAUUCUCUACUUACGAAGAAGCAGCUGAAGAGGUAUUGCAGAUUCUCGAUCUAUAUGCUCGUAUAUAUGAAGAACUUCUUGCAAUUCCUGUUGUGAAAGGAAGAAAGACAGAAAAAGAAAAGUUUGCAGGUGGAGAUUACACCACAACAGUUGAGGCAUUUAUAUCUGCAAGCGGACGAGCUAUCCAGGGAGCAACAUCUCAUCACUUGGGACAGAAUUUUUCAAAGAUGUUUGAGAUUGUCUUUGAAGAUCCCAGAAUACCAGGAGAGAAACAAUUUGCUUAUCAAAAUUCUUGGGGCAUUACAACCCGUACCAUUGGUGUUUUGACCAUGAUUCAUGGAGAUAACAUGGGUUUGGUGCUGCCACCUAGAGUAGCAUGUUUUCAGGUGGUGAUUAUUCCCUGUGGUAUCACUAAUUCCCUUUCGGAAGAAGAAAAGGAGGCUUUACUGACAAAGUGCAAUGAAUAUUGUAAGAGAUUGUGCAUUGCUGAUAUCCGUGUGCGAACUGACUUGAGAGAGAACUAUUCACCUGGGUGGAAAUUCAAUCACUGGGAGCUUAAGGGUGUUCCAGUCAGGCUUGAAGUGGGGCCACGCGAUAUGAAGAAUCAUCAGUUUGUGGCUGUUAGAAGGGACACAGGAGAAAAGUUGACCUUUUCUGAAAAUGAAGCAGUGGACCAGCUGAAAUGUGUUCUGGAAGAAAUCCAUCUUAACCUUUAUAACAGAGCUGCUGAAGAUCUUAAGAGUCAUAUGGUGGUGGCCAACUCCAUGGAAGAGUUUCAGAAAGAACUUGAUUCUGGAAAGAUAGUGCAGAUUCCUUUCUGUGGAGAAAUAGAAUGUGAGGAUUGGAUCAAAAAAACAACUGCCAGAGAUCAAGAUCUUGAACCUGGCGCUCCAUCCAUGGGAGCCAAAAGUCUCUGCAUCCCCUUUAAACCACUUUGUGAGCUGCAGAAUGGAGCGAGAUGUGUCUGUGACAAGAGCCCUGCAAAGUUUUACACUCUCUUUGGACGCAGUUAUUAAAUUACUGUUGGAAACGAUAGUUUCCUUAUAUUUCAACUCAACUUUUUAAAUUGAGGACUGAGAUGUUCCCUGAUACUGUCCAGGUUUUUGUUGUUACUUUUUAAAAUAGUGACUAAUAAAGCCAUAGAGAGACAUACCCUUUCAGUGAAACUUACAGUAUUGCAUAAACCUUUCUGUAUACAGUAUCUCUAUAAUAAAUAAGUAUUGUCAUCUGU